AAAAGAAAUUAUUUAAAUUCAUACAUUUGGAUUGACAAAGAGAAUUAGUCAGACUUUUGCCAUUGAAGCAUUGGUAUAGCCAGUCAUUAACGUCUAGCUACACAGAACGCGACGCAAAAAUGAUAGCAACAUUCAAAAUAGGCAUAUUGGCAUUUUUCCUUUUAUGCAUCGACAGACAAGCUCAGGCACAAAUCGAAACUGCGUGUGCAGGAUCGCUUAACGGAACAUUCGUUCGAAAUUCGGAAUCAUGUAGAGCAUUCUAUUAUUGCUCGGAGGGAAUAGCCCAUCGCAGUGUCUGCCCAGAUAAUUACGUUUUCGAACCAGUUCGUCAGAUGUGCGACAUACCGAGCCGUGUCGAUUGUACUGGAUGUUCGCUUUCUGGUAUUCAGCACAUAGCUCAUCCGACUGACUGUUCGAAGUAUUAUGUGUGCGUUGCCGGAGUUCGUACAUUGCGGACGUGCGGAGCAAAUUUAUUAUUCGAUCGUUCCCUCGGCGAUUGCAAUGUCGCAACUACCGUUAAGUGUGUGCGAGAUCCGGCCACAGUGUGUGCCACGUAUAACGGUUUUGUGAGAAUUGGUGAUCCGAGUGACUGUACGAAAUUCUUUACAUGCUUAAAUGGAUUGAGCUAUCACCAGACAUGUGCAUCAGGAUUAUAUUUCAACCCCGAAACGACUGCUUGCACUUUGCCUGGACAAUACAAUUUCUGCCAGGAAGAUGGAACGAUCUAUUUUACAACCUCAUCGACGACUACAACAACUACAACGAGAGCUGCGACAACUACGACCACUAGAGCUACUACUACAACCACGAGAGCCACGACAACAACAACACGAGCGACAACCACUACAACCGCCACGACCAAAGUUACCACAACUACUACUACACGGCAACCGUGGACUCAACCAAACGCGGCCACAACACCAUUUUCAUUGUCUGACAUUGAUACGUUGUGCACUGGACAGGUUGAUGGAUACUACAGCGUUCCCGGCACUUGUCAGGAUUACGUUUUCUGUUUGAGAAGUACGGCAUUGCACUUUAAGUGUGAUUCGCCGUGGUUUUGGAAUCAAAUUAAAGAAGAGUGCUCCACCGUGGUCCCAUUCGGCUGCUGAUC
Molecule: messenger RNA, 1111 nt
Organism: Bradysia coprophila
Lineage: Eukaryota; Metazoa; Arthropoda; Insecta; Diptera; Sciaridae
Cellular component (GO): extracellular region
Molecular function (GO): chitin binding
Source: RefSeq, a predicted model, not a curated record